UUCUGCGUUUGGUCUACAUUAAUAGAAGAGGAUGAAAUUCUUUCUGUCCCUAGUUGGGACCGUCUGUUUUGCAACCAUAAUUCAAGCCCAAUCCCAAAGUACGGUAUCUAUCAAUGUGGCCGGUAAUGUUACCCUUGGUCUAGCGGGCAUCAAUACCACGAUCGCAGCGAUUAACGCCACUAUCCUCAAAGCGGAUGCUGCCACUCUGGCAGCAUGGACAAAUUUUACCAAAACAAUGAUUACUAACCUGACCAGUUUAAUGGAUCGCUUCGGGAGUUAUCCUAGUUCGAUUAGUUCCCAGCUGAGCUCGCUGAACAAUACAAUCGUCAACCUAAAAUAUCAGCUUAAUAACACUGGACCCUAUUUAUUGUCAACUGAUUACGCGUUGAACGACCUUUUCAUGAGUGUCUAUCAAGUAGCGAAUCAAACAGGCAGUUUCCUUAAUGAUGUGGCCCUCAACAUGUCCAGCCAAGCAAUAUGCACCAACGAUUAUUCAGUUUCCUGUUUACGAAAGUACGGAGCCAACUUGACGGCUACACCAAUCCUGAUGAGCCGAUUCAAUAACUGCCUCGCUGCUGAAAACACCAGAAUAGGCGCCAUCGGAACAAAUGUCACCGCUCAAAUGAACAGCAGCAUCGCUACGGCUCAAAGCUUUAUCAAUUUAAUCUCCAUUUGUAAUGUUCCUACGGCAGCUGCUUUGAACCAAAGUUGGCCUCAAUUCGUGCCAAGCGCUCAAUGCCUCAGUUCGUACCUCAAUCAAAUCGCGUCCCAAUCACAAAUAACCUCCGCGGAUUUUAUGUAUGCAAUACAAUCUGUGCAGGUUCAAAUGGUGGUUUUCAGAGCUAAUCGGUGCGCCCAGCUGGCCCAGUAUGACAUUCAGGAUGCUACGGUUCGUGUACAAGCAGCGUUUACCAAAUGCUUGACCACGGGAUCGUGAAACGAAUUUUGCUGAAGUGACAACAACAAAUUAAAUAAUCACGUAGUUUGAAAGAAGUCUAAGUUGUAUCUUAUAAACAUAGGAUAAUUCAUGAAUAAAAUAUAUGGCAGACAUUACACAGUAAUAACUAAUUUUUCAAAUCAACACGUUUAUAGAUGUUAGUGUGU
Wyeomyia smithii (pitcher-plant mosquito) is the source of this 1104-nucleotide messenger RNA. RefSeq lists its product as uncharacterized. The transcript has 2 exons. The record is from RefSeq and is a predicted model, not a curated record. Lineage: Eukaryota; Metazoa; Arthropoda; Insecta; Diptera; Culicidae. The coding region runs from base 32 to 937 and encodes 301 amino acids.